AUGCUUUCGACCUCGAGUAUGAGCCCGAGGCUCAGCUGGUUUACCCGGCACACAAAUCUUUAUAAACCCUCACGCACGACAGUCCCCCACACCUCCACCCGAUUCAAACCGAUGUGCAGCGAGACCAAUCGGAAGCGCAAGCGCGGCCGCCGCCCCAAGACCCAGCCGUCCGCCACCGUGGUGCUCGACAACAUAAACAACGACGCAGGCUCGCCGCUCGCGGCCGGCGCCUCCGGCAACGACGUUGUCUUCUCCGUCAACAACGUGGAGCUCAUCCAGCCCGCCGCCACACCCUCUUCCCCCAACCACCGUGGCCACCGGCGCGGCCGUUCAAACAAAGAGAUCCUGACGGAAAGUUCCAUCGCCGCCGCUGCCAAUGGCGUAACCCUACCUGUUACGGCCUCGACAGGCGUGCCUAAUGGCGGUGUGUCCACCUCGCUGAUUAAUGAGGUGAGCGACGUAGCCAGAGUCGUGCCCGCCAUGGAUGCUGUGGUGAAGGUGUUCUGCGUCCAUACCGAGCCCAACUUCUCGUUGCCGUGGCAGAGGAAACGCCAGUAUAGCUCGAGCAGCAGUGGCUUUGUUAUCAACGGGAGGAGGGUUUUGACGAAUGCGCAUUCUGUCGAGCACUUUACGCAGGUGAAGUUGAAGAAGAGGGGUUCUGAUACCAAGUAUGUAGCCACCGUGCUCUCAAUUGGGACGGAAUGCGACAUUGAAAGUCAUGAGGGCAGAGCUCAAGCGGUCCUCACCAAUGUCCAUGCUGAUGAUGUUGUGUACUCCGUAAGAAUCAUGGAACUUACUGAUCUUAAUUCUCCCUCAUCCCCCGCUUCACCAACUUUUUCAUCUUCCAAAGACCUUGUGUUCUCUGUGAGAAAUAUGGUGCUUAUAGAUAUUAAUUCUUCUUCUCCACCCCUCUCCUCACAAACCUGUGCAAUUUCCAAGGGUGCUUUGUCCUCUGUCAGAACUGUGGAGCUUAUCGACCUUAAUGCUUCCUCAUCCUCCUUCAACGAGAACCACCUGCAGCGAGAAUAUACCCCAUGCAACAUCUCCUCCGUAAGAAAUGAGGAACCCACCCACCAUAACUAUUCUCCAUCACCCCUCAGUGAAGAAGUCAGUGGGUCCCGCCUAAAUCGGCAAACUGAAAUCACCAUUCUUUAUGGAAAAACCCCCUGCAGCUUUCCUGCUAGAACCACCACCUUCGCUGAAGAUGUAGUAUUUCCCAAGAGAGGUGUGGGGCCCAUCAAACCUAAUUCUUUCCCAUCCCCACGCCGAAAUCUUCUAAAGAUGAAGUGCGGCUGCCCCAUAUUUAGGCUUUCGGGUUUUCAUUUUUCCAAUAUUACCGUCCCCAAGACCACCAAUUUCGUACCACCGAUUAACACCAGCGCCAGUGAUGUGUUCCCAACUGGCAACCCUCGUGUGCUGCUCAGUGCGGAGAGCAGGAUGGGCCCUGUGCUGCUUAAUGCUGUAAAUGAGGGUGAGGUGACUGGAAUCGUUUCGAAGAUGGCUUCUGUGGUGACGGUCUAUUGUGUCCAUAGCGAGCCGAAUUACUCUCUGCCAUGGCAGAGAAAGAAGCAGCUGUAUUCAGACAGCAGUGGGUUCGUGAUUUGGGGCAGGAGGGUCUUGACUGGUGCACGCUGUGUCUGGAAUUACACACAUGUUAAGUUGAGGAAGGGUGAUUCCCACUCUAAAUAUGUGGCGAAUGUGCUUGCUUUCGACACUCAGUGUGACAUUGAUGAUUCUUGCAUAUCAUGGUUCGUCGGAAGUUUAGUUCUAUGUAUUUUCCUUUGUGCUUUUAAUGAGGAGUUAGAACUAUUUGCUACUUUUCUAGGCGCUUUAGGUAGAGAUAUUACUGAUUUCGACUGCCUAUUGUUUGCUUGGUCUUAUGGCUAA
Messenger RNA from Striga asiatica, 1887 nucleotides. Lineage: Eukaryota; Viridiplantae; Streptophyta; Magnoliopsida; Lamiales; Orobanchaceae. The record is from the annotation of a GenBank genome assembly.